AUGAAACGACUGUUAUUGUCGAUACUGUUUGUUCUGUUUAUUAAUAAAUGUGUAAGUCAAAGAGGUUUUCCAAAACAAUUUCAAACAAGUUUAAAUAUAAGUGGAUCAGCAUCAGUUCCAAUAUUAACUCCUGGUGUUCAAUACUUAUUGUACGACUAUAACAAUUUAAGAGUUCGUUCUGAUGUUCAAGGAUGGCGAGCACAACAAAACGAAACCUACAUGAUUAAAUACAAACCUGAGGGUGCUGAAGCAGAUUCACCAGCAUCACAAGGUUAUACAAUGUUCAAUUUUAAUCCUGAUUAUCCAGCGUUGACAAAAAACGAUUGUUGGUAUAGAACAAAUCCAAUGGGUGAUGUAGGUCCAUUUCCAUGGAGUUGGUUUUAUGGUUCAAAUGAACUUCAUACGGAAAUUCAACGAUGGUUUCCAUUACCAUCAAAUCUUAUCAAUAUGGGUGAAGAAUGGAUACCAGAAAUUCAAGAAAAUGCAACAAGAUAUGAUUCACCAGAAAUAUGUGACUUAAAACGAUCUGGUCGUGGCAAAGUUCCAUGUUUAAGUUAUUUUGAAACAAAAGAUAGACCAGCUAGAACCAUUACUGCGCGUGCUGCUCAAGGAUCCUACGAUGCUGAUGACUAUAUAAUUACAACUUAUUUAUCAUUUACUAAUGGCAUUCCAUCAGAAGCUGAACAUUUAUUUGAUGUACCUAAGCAAUGGCCUUCUUAUUGUGGCAAUGCAAACACUGGUUUUGAUGUUGAUCCCGUACAUGGAUAUGUAGUAACUCCAGAUGGUCAAGAUCAUUUUCAAUUAAACUUAAAAACACCACCAGUUCAUGCACUAGGUGAUGAAAUUAAAAUUGAGUUUAAAGUACAACCAAAUUGGUAUUAUAAUGGUACACGAUGUGCUCAAUUCAAUCCAAUUAUUUUUAAUAAAACAAAUUGGCAAGUACCACAAAAAGUUGACAUGUCUUUUAUUGAUUACGGUUGUUGCACAUAUGAAAUUACUGCAAAUAGUGGUGGAUAUGAUUGGCAAUAUCAACCAAAUACAUUUGUUGUUUAUGCAUGUGAUGGACAAGCUGGAUAUGGUUGUAAAGGUAGAGAACCAUGUGGCGCCUGA
This is a messenger RNA of Adineta steineri, 1110 nucleotides long. The record is from the annotation of a GenBank genome assembly. NCBI's taxonomy places the organism in Eukaryota, Metazoa, Rotifera, Eurotatoria, Adinetida, Adinetidae.